Malurus melanocephalus (red-backed fairy wren) is the source of this 2950-nucleotide messenger RNA. It is a transcript of the gene GHR, whose product is annotated as growth hormone receptor. Lineage: Eukaryota; Metazoa; Chordata; Aves; Passeriformes; Maluridae. Bases 349 to 2178 code for a protein of 609 amino acids. Gene Ontology annotation, molecular function: protein binding; cytokine receptor activity. The transcript has 11 exons. Gene Ontology annotation, cellular component: membrane. The record is from RefSeq and is a predicted model, not a curated record.
GCAGGUGCAGACCAGCUCUGGUCAGGAACCCUUGAACUCGUGCAAACACGCCACAAGCCCAUGCUUUACCCCUUUGGAGAUUUUUGUUUUAGGUCCAGCAGCGCUCGGGGCCUGAGCCAGCUGCCAGCCACCAGACCUGAGCGCACAGGGGACGGACAGCGGGGGAUCCACCAUCAGCCUGGCGCUGCCCUGCGCCGUCAAGAUGCUGCCCCAAAAAACCUUAUGUUAGAGGAAUCUUCAGACUGAAAAAUGUGUGCUGGGAUGGCUGGAGAAGGCUGUGAUUUGCAGUUGAGCUGAGGGAGGCGUGAAGCAUCGUCCAUCCCCUGCUGACAUUUGAGAGUCAGAAGUAUGGAUCUUCGGCAUCUGCUGUUUACUUUGGCACUGAUCUGUGCAAAUGACUCACAUUCUGCAAKCGAUGACCUUUUGCAGUGGCCACAAAUCAGCAAAUGCAGAUCACCUGAAAUGGAGACAUUUUCAUGUUAUUGGACUGCUGGAAAUUUUUAUAACCUCACUGCUCCAAGAAUAAUACAGCUGUUGUACAAGAAAAGUAAUGAGGAAGACUGGAAAGAAUGCCCUGAUUAUAUCACUUCAGGACAAAACAGCUGUUAUUUCAACGCAUCCUACACCUCUGUUUGGACACCAUACUGUGUUCAGCUUGCCAGUGAAAAUGAAGUAUUUGAUAAAAAAUGUUUCAGUGUUGAUGAAAUAGUGCUACCUGAUCCCCCUGUCCACCUUAACUGGACUCUGCUAAAUACUAGUCAGACUGGGAUCCAUGGGGAUAUCCAGGUAAGAUGGGAUCCACCACCAACAGCAGAUGUUCGGAAGGGAUGGAUUACUCUGGAGUAUGAAUUGCAGUACAAAGAAGUUAAUGAGACAAAAUGGAAGGAGUUAAAACCCCGGCUCUCAACAAUGGUUCCACUGUAUUCUCUGAAGACRGCAAGAGAUUACGAGAUAAGGAUCCGAUCAAGACAAAGAACUUCUGAAAAAUUCGGGGAGUUCAGUGAAAUCCUUUAUGUAUCAUUUUCUCAAAUAGGCAUUGGAUGUGAUCAUUGUGCAGACGAAGUUGAGUUUCCAUGGUUCUUAGUUGUUGUCUUUGGAGUGUGUGGGCUGGCUGUAACUGUGAUCUCAAUCCUGCUGUCAAAACAACCAAGGUUAAAAAUGCUUAUUUUYCCUCCUGUGCCAGUUCCAAAGAUAAAAGGGAUUGACCCAGAUCUCUUGAAGAAAGGAAAGCUUGAUGAAGUGAAUUCCAUCUUAGCCUGCCAUGACUACAAGACACAGCUAUACAAUGAUGACUUGUGGGUUGAGUUUAUUGAACUGGACAUAGAAGACCCUGAUGAAAAGAACAGAGCCUCAGAUACCGACAGGCUCCUGAGUGAAGAACAUCUGAAAUCUCACGGUUGCUUGGGAGCAAAGGAUGAUGAUUCUGGACGGGCCAGUUGCUGUGAACCAGAUAUUCCAGAGACAGACUUCAGUGCAAGUGACACGUGUGAUGCCACCUCUGACAGUGAUCAGUUCAAAAAGGCUACUGAAAAGGAAGAGGAUCUCUUGUGCCUUGACAGACAAGAUAAUGAGUCACUUCCAAGCGUUGCCAACACAAACCCCCAGCGCCGGCACAGGAAUACCCAGUCUGAAAACAGCCACCCAUGGGCACCCUUUGYAGACAGCAUUGAGUCACCCCGUCUGUCGGUCCAUACCCAGAUGAGCAACCAGAAUUCCUUGACAAGUACUGACUUUUAUGCUCAAGUGAGUGAUAUUACUCCAGCAGGCAGAGUUGUACUUUCACCAGGGCAGAAGUCCAAGUUGGGGAGAGCACAGCGUGAAGGCUGCACAGAACAAAACUUCACCAUGGACAACACCUAUUUCUGUGAGGCAGAUGUGAAAAAAUGCAUUGCUGUGACCUCCCCCGAAGAGAAUGAGCCACAUGUUCAGGAACAAAGCUAUAAUGACGACGCCUACUUCACCACAGAGAGCCUUACCACUACUGUUGCCAAUCUUGGAGCUCCAACAGCAGAGCCCCCAAGUUCAGAGAUGCCUGUCGCAGACUAUACAUCAAUCCACAUCGUUCACUCUCCACAAGGCCUUGUGCUGAAUGCAACUGCUUUGCCAGUGCCAGACAAGGAAUUCAAUGUGUCUUGUGGCUAUGUGAGCACAGACCAGCUGAACAAAAUCAUGCCAUAGCUCUGUUUUGACUAGAUGUGCGUAGUGUUUCAUAGCAGAGAGUCAGGUCUGGGCUUGUAUGCUGAAACCAAAAUGAAGUGAAAAAGUUUCUUGUGGUUCUUAUAAUUUUAGCUGAAAUGUUGCAACGUAAAAUACACAUCAAAAUAUUCCUAUUGUGUUCUGUAAAUAUUAUCUAUGAUUUGUCUUGAGGCUGUUUYGUCUUGUUCUUGUGGGUGUUGAUUUUUGUGAAAUUAAACAUUUAAAUUACUGUUUAAUAUACAGUAAAUAGUGCAUUUUGAUAAAGCUAAAAAUCAGGGGGUUUAAAGUAAGAAUUUAGAAAAAACUGCUGUUGGCAGAGAUCUUUAUAUCAGUAAUUGGGAAUUGACCAUAUAGGUGAAAACACAAAACUAGUUAGACUAAAUAACACAUCUAUUUUGAUUUAUAUAAAUUGGUAAAAUAUAUUUUAAUACUUUGGUCAUAAAACCAUAAAUAUUUUCUAUUACACUACACACUGUAGUUGAAUUAUGGUGACCCAUUUAAGGAAUGUAAUUGCUGCAGUCCUAAAAAGGAGUUUUCUGUUUUAUAAAAUUUUAUUCACAGCUAGAAGAAAAAAUAGAUUUUUACAGAGCCAUUUUGUACCUCCAAAGAAUUCUGUAGAAAAGUUUUGAAAUGUAGUAGGAAUUUAAAAGUAACUGAUUCUGUGACUUUCUUAUGGUAACUAGUAUAUAAAUACACAUGCAAUUUAAAGUUCUGUAUAAAAUUUUAAAAUAUACAGAAUACUUGGGCAAAUUGU